Messenger RNA from Paraglomus occultum, 2637 nucleotides. NCBI's taxonomy places the organism in Eukaryota, Fungi, Glomeromycota, Glomeromycetes, Paraglomerales, Paraglomeraceae. The record is from the annotation of a GenBank genome assembly.
AUGACCAGCAAAGAUCACGUAAAGUCGCGAUUUAUCGAAGCGGAUCUGGAUAUCAACCCCGACGCCUCAGACCAACAAGACAAUUCCGCGGAGCAGCAACAAGACAAUUCCGCGGAGCAGCAACAAGACAAUGCCACGGAGCAGCAACAAGACGAAUGGGAGUUUUGGUCUGAUGACGAGGAUGAUGUUGAUAUGACACGAACAGCAACGAUGCGUUCGGUGACCGAUGAAAAUUUGAAAUAUUUGAACACGAACGUAGACGCUGGUCUGAGUGAUGUAGAAGUUAAAGGGAGACAAAAAAUCUUUGGCAAGAACAUGUUAAAAGAGGAGAGAGAAAGUACAUGGAGAAAGAUUGUGUCGUAUUUCUGGGGACCAAUUCAAGCUAUGAUUGAAGUUGCGGCUAUUCUUGCAGCCGCGUUGAGAAAAUCUACUUUACUCCAUAAUUUCGCUCUCUACGAUAUUUAUUCAACGCAGGUGGACAUGGGUGUCAUCAUCGGAUUGUUAGUUCUCAACGCUGUAGUAGGAUUUUUGCAAGAAAAACAGGCUGGGGAUGCUAUCAAGGAACUAACAAAGGAACUCGCACUCAAAGCGAGAGUAAGGAGAAAUGGAAAAAUUACGGAAGUUGAUGCAACUGAAUUGGUCGUUGGCGACAUCAUUCAUUUAGCCGAAGGAGAUGUGGUGCCAGCUGAUGCCAAAGUGCUAGGCCAGGGCGCGUUUGUUCAAGUGGAUCAAUCGUCCAUAACUGGUGAAUCCCUACCUGUUCGUAAAGGGGAGAAUGAUGUUCUCUAUUCCAGUUCAGCCAUAAAACGCGGAGAAGUUACUGCUAUAGUGGUGGCGAUCGGUGACCAAACUUAUAUCGGACACGCGGCAUCGCUUGUCCAGACUACGAAACGUGUUGGACACUUUUCGGCAGUGCUAAAUAAAAUGGGGAAAGGGCUAAUAUUUGGUGCCUAUAUUUGUAUCUUUAUAGUCAUCAUAGCUAGUUACUUUCGCGGAGCAGACUUUUCUACGAUAUUUGCACUCGUAGCAGGUUUGGUAGUGGUUGCUGUCCCUAUUGCAUUACCAGCUGUGAUUACGACUACUUUGGCCGUUGGCGCCACAGAUUUGGCUAGGAAGCAUGCCGUUGUGCGCGAAUUGGGAGCCAUUGAGAGCUUGGCGGCUGUCGACGUGCUUUGUACGGAUAAGACAGGAACGCUUACCAUGAACAAACUGAAAGUAGCACACCAAUUCAUUAUGGAGGGUACUACUACCGACGUGCUUUUUACAGUUGCUGCCUUAGCCUCACAGAGAACACGUAAGGGAAUAGACGCAAUUGAUAAAUCUAUAAUGAAGCAUAUAUACGCCCAUUAUAGGCACCUUAUUCCUACGAUUAACAGCUAUAAAGUUGUGGAAUUCAAUCCAUUCGACCCAGUAUCGAAAAGAAUUCUCGUAAAAUUAGAGAAAGACGGUAAAGAGUAUAUAGCCAGUAAAGGCGCCCCGCAAGUAAUCCUCCAGAUGGUACAAGAUGACUCUCCGAUUGACGAACAACAUCUCGAUGAUUACAACAACGCUGUGAAUGAAUUUGCCAAACGCGGUUUUCGUUCCAUUGGAGUUGCGUUCAAGGAGCCAGACUCAAAGUGGCAAAUAAUUGGUAUAAUUUCUUUAUUCGACCCUCCUCGUCAUGAUACCAAAGAGACUCUUGCACAGGCCCUUACCCUCGGAUUGAAAGUCAAGAUGUUAACUGGAGAUCAACUAGCUAUUGCCAAGGAAACAGCUCGACAAUUGGGACUGGGGCUGAACAUAUACGAUAGUACGAAGUUAGGUUUAGGUACUAGGGGGAAAGACAACCGACAGCAGGAGAGUAGUGAGCUGAUCGAUUUUGUCGAAAAUGCUGAUGGAUUUGCGCAGGUAUUUCCUGAGCAUAAGUAUAAAGUGGUCGAUAUUGUGCAAAAAAGGAAACACAUUGUUGCAAUGACUGGCGAUGGAGUUAACGAUGCUCCAUCACUAAAGAAGGCUGACGUUGGUAUUGCUGUAAAAGAUUCUUCUAACGCGGCCAGAGUAGCGGCCAGUAUCGUUGUCAUGGAAGCAGGAUUGAGUGUAAUCAUUGACGCUAUAAAAACUUCGCGGAGAAUUUUUCAUCGCAUGGAAAGUUACGUUCAAUUUAGAGUCGCCCUUUCGCUCCAUGUCCUAAUAUAUUUGACAACAGCCAUUAUUAUCUUUGGUAAAUCACCUAUAAAUCUGACAAUGAUUGUGACAUAUCUACUUUGUGCUGAUAAUGAUCCCGCAACCAGAUAUGAUCGAGCACCAUAUUCACAAGUACCUGUCAAGUGGGAUAUGGCCUUGAUCCUUUUUCGUGCCUUCAUACUCGGGAUUUGUCUCGCUGUCGGGACAUGGGUUGUUCACGCAACUACUCUGGUAGGCCCUGAAUACAUGGGAAAUACGGCUGCGGCCGCCUUUUUAGAGGUUGCUUUAUCCCAAAAUUGGACUAUACUUAGUACUCGCACAGGUGGAGGUUUCUGGCGUUUUCUUCCCGGCUGGCAACUGGUCUUGGCCAUUCUAACUGUCGAUAUUGUGGCUUCAAUCAUGGUUAUUUUUCGAACAUUUUUGCAACAUCAUAUUGACGAGAAGCAGAACUUUGGGGAACUUUCGGAGAAGUAA